UAACGCGCCAUACACAUCACAAAGCGCUGUGCCUGUGCCUGUGCUGCCGCUGCAGCUGCGUUCAACACAUAAUUUUGUGCAAGGUUGGAGGCUUUUAUUUAACUAUUAUUUUUGUGAUUGUGUUGGGGUGCCAGAGCCAAAGCCAUGAUAACGAUACUGCUGUGCAUGCAAUAAACAAAAAACGCGCAUAGUAAACGCCCAGAAGCUGCAGUCGAAGGCAACUAAGAAUAGAAAAAAGAAAGAAGAAAAAAUUAAAAUCGUAACCUAAACAAAGUGCAAACUGUAUUUGGACGGUGUAUUUUGGCAUUCACAAUGACACCAUUUGAUGAUUUUGUCUACUUAAUAAAUCACGUGCUGCUUGGCGAAGAGCCGACCAUUGAGGAUUUCAUAUUGCUUGUGGGCACAUUGGUGGCCUUCAUAGCUUUUAUACUGUGGUGUUGCUUUCCCAUACAGCCAAAGGAACCGGGACAGCACCGCCAGUUUACGUGUAAAAUUAUACAGAAUCACAUAAAGGUAUUCGAUGCAGCAAGCAGAGUGGAGGACAACGGCACCACAACUGCAACAACAGCGGCUAGCAGUAAUGGAAAUAAUGGAAGUAACGGCACAGCCGGCGGCGGCAUCAUUAAUGGCGCUAGUCCUCACUACAAUGGUGGCGGCAGCGGUAGUUACAGCAAAAACGGUACCGUGGCUAUGCACAACUAUUACGUUAAAAACGGCCACCACUGUUGCACCUAAACAGGACAUAGAACUUAACCAGGCCCAAGGCACUGACCAAGUCACUUUUUUUUUAUUAUUUUUUUUUUG
This is a messenger RNA of Drosophila hydei, 804 nucleotides long. RefSeq lists its product as uncharacterized. The record is from RefSeq and is a predicted model, not a curated record. The transcript has 3 exons. The coding region runs from base 313 to 735 and encodes 140 amino acids. NCBI's taxonomy places the organism in Eukaryota, Metazoa, Arthropoda, Insecta, Diptera, Drosophilidae.